CGCCGCCAUGUCCCGCGUGGCCAUUUCGUACGGUAGACGACCUGGGACGCCAUAGCCGGAGCUUCGUCUCGUCUGCUUUAGGGAAGAGGAAAGAACGCACCGUGUAGCGACGAAUUGCCGGACGACAGCACGUGUCGGCAUUGCCGCGGAUUUCCCCAGGACAGGACGCCAAUCCCAGCGAUUAGGGUUUCGAUCGUGGCGAUCCGAGGCUUUCCAGACGGUAAUUUCGUUACAUGUGCCCUGGGAGCCUCGGAUCUAUCAGCGCUCGGAGCGUAGAUGCCAGGAUUGUGAUCGGCUACUGCUCGCCAGUCCUCUCCAAUGGUUCCAGGGAUAGAUUUUCUCCGGGUGACUGUCAAAGCGGCGCUCCUUCCGGCAGUGGAAUUUGGCUUCUGUGGGGCAAGGGAAGGGGCGUGCACUGUGAGCACUGGGUGGGGAUGAGACAGAGCUAACAAGAACACACAGGGAAGAACAAGAAGGAAGAACAAGGAAGGAAAACAAGGAAGAAGAAAGAAAAAAAAAAAAAAGAAGAUCCAACCAGGAACGCUGGAAGAAUUUGGGGAUGAGCCCCUGAUACUGGGUUGCUUGGACGUGGCUGACAAAUCCAGGGACGAGGAAGAGAGCAGUAUUCACGAGCAAGGGCGGUACUUGCAGCUGGGAAGCAUGGUGACGGGGAGCUUGACAGAGCCGCUACUAUCAUCCUUCGCCACCGAUGUUCCGUCCACGAUCCUCUCCAUGGACGCUGGCGUUCACGACGAUUGCAGCCGCCAGCUCCAGAUGCAAAUGGUGGUGGAACCUCCGGACAUCAACUUGCCAUUCUCCGACGAGAUCCCAUCCAACCAGUGGCUGCCAUCCAAGGAGCUCGAGUCUCUCGACGUUGGUUUGGCUCCUCCUCUCGGGGAGGAUCCCAGCAGCUCGCCGCUAUCCAAAGGACGACGCUGGCUUCGUCGCAGUGACACCAUCUGGGGUGCCUGGUUCUUUUUCAACCAUUACUUUCGUCCAGCGAUCAAAGAUAAGUGUCAGGCCAAGCUCAGCGGCGAGGGGCUGCUCGGUGGCGACUCGGACAAGCCCGACCUCCGCCUGGACAUCUUCCUCGUCCAGCACGACAUGGAGAACAUGUAUAUGUGGGCGUUCAAGGAGAAGCCCGAGAACGCGCUCGGGAAGAUGCAGCUCCGGAGCUACAUGAACGGCCACUCGAGGUUCCGCGAGCCGCAGUUUCCUUUCAGCGUGGAGAAGGGAUUCAUCCGCUCUCACCGGAUGCAGAGGAAGCAUUACAGGGGGCUGUCCAACCCGCAGUGCAUCCACGGGAUCGAGGUGGUCAGGACGCCGAACGUGGCGUUCGUGAGCGAGGAGGACAGGAAGCGGUGGAAGGAACUUACCGGCCGGGACGUCAACUUCACCAUCCCUCACAACGCUGAGGCUUUCGUCGACUGGCGGACGGUCCCGAGCCCGGAUCACGAGCUGGAGAGGCUGGGACUUCCGCUGCAGCAGACCAAGUCUCCAAACGGAUCGCUCCGGAAGUGUGGUGGUGGUGGUGGCGGUCCUCUCAACGGGACGUCGCUGAACUUAUCGACGCAGCUCUCGGAUCCCGGUGCCAGUGGCUUGAGCACGAACGGGACCAUGAACGGGAACGGCAGCAGCGUCGCCAACAACGCCAAGCGCAAGAGGAAGACGUACUCGCCGGUGAGGAACAACACCGACGCGGAGUCGUGCGUCCCGAUCGUCACCUUCUCCGGGCUGGAGGAGCUCGGUGGUGGAAGCCCGCAGCCGAGCUGGUACUCGAGCUUCUCGGGUGUCAUCACUCAGGCGUCCGGGCCAGUGACAGGGGCAAAGACCAUCUACGAGGACGACGAAGGCUACCUCAUCAUGGUGAGCUUACCAUUCACGGACAAGCACAGGCUUCGCGUCUCGUGGAGGAACACGGCCACUCACGGCGUGGUGAAGAUCCACUGCUUGAGCACUGGGAGAGCUCCGUUCGUGAAGAGGGGGGACAGGACUUUCAAGCUCACGGAUUUGAGCCCCGAGCACUGCCCUCCCGGCGAGUUCCUGCGAGAGAUUGAUCUGGCGACUCGGAUCCCGGACAACGCUGAGCUCAAGGCCUACUACGUCGAGGCGAUCGCGGGGCUGGAGAUCAUGGUUCCAAAGCAUAUGUUCUCCGAGGAGCGCGAGGUGUUGGUGCUCUUGCCAGGAUCACAGGUUGGUCACACAGAUUCUUGACGAUUCAAGGAGGACGACGACGAAAAUAACUGGAAAAAAAAAAGAGGUAGGAUUUUUUUUGGAACACUGCUGGGUGGUGGUUUUUUUUGUACUAGUUCUUUAUCUCUCUUCUCUCGUUCUUUCUUACUUGAAAAUGUGCUGUGGUUUGCAAUGUACAUACAGGAGGUUCUUUGUAAA
This is a messenger RNA of Selaginella moellendorffii, 2391 nucleotides long. RefSeq lists its product as uncharacterized. The record is from RefSeq and is a predicted model, not a curated record. The transcript is spliced from 2 exons. NCBI's taxonomy places the organism in Eukaryota, Viridiplantae, Streptophyta, Lycopodiopsida, Selaginellales, Selaginellaceae. The coding region runs from base 661 to 2214 and encodes 517 amino acids.